This is a messenger RNA of Pelagomonas calceolata, 1096 nucleotides long. The record is from the annotation of a GenBank genome assembly. NCBI's taxonomy places the organism in Eukaryota, Pelagophyceae, Pelagomonadales, Pelagomonadaceae.
AGCUUUAUAGGGCCACAGUGAUGCGUGUAAGGCAUUAAAAUCGCUGUUGUUAAGGCAUUAGAAUCAGACACGAUCGCUACGACCGCAGCCAGCAGCUCACGUCCUCUCGAGGCGUUGGUGAGCCGUGCCACCGAGUGGACUCCAUGGCGUCCGUGCUGCGGCGCGCGCGGAGCACCGUGCGGAUGAAUGCGCGUCGAGCCCAAAGCACGGUCCGCAUGAAUAACUGGGCCCAGUUUUAUUGGCUCCAGUCGCGCGGCUCGAAGGCGGGCGCGUUCGGCCCGGCGCUGCUCGACCAAAAUCUACAGGAAUGGGGCGGCCCCGUAUCACUGAUAGAGAAAUCCAAAAAUCACACGCUCGCGACGGCGCGCCUCCCGCCCUGGUGCGCGCGAAGGGACGGGAGACCGCCGCUCGGCGCGCUCCUCGCGUUGAUAGAUCAGGUGUCGACGUUCUGUGGGCAGGCGGAAUUUGAUGGCAGGGGAAGGCCGGGCGUGAGUUUGUUUCUGUCGGGCGAGGUUGUGGACGAGGCGCCUUCCUUGGAAUCGGGCUGUGGGAUUGAAAUCUCGACGAGACUCCUCAAAGGAGGCCGGACGCUCGCGUGGCUCGCCUGCGAGGUGUAUGCUGAUGGGGAGCUCGUGGCGCGCGCGCGCCACGCGAAGUUUCUGAAAAUUGACCCGUUGCACGAUUUGCUGGUGCACUCGCCUCUACAUAAUGCGGCGCUUCCUAUACUUUCGAGGUACUACGCAAGUUUGGAACCGCACCCGUACGUCGGCGACGAUACGUGCUUGGACGCUAUCUUCAAACCGCGCCGUAUCCAGGAAAAUGCCUUCGAGGUGGAUAUUACAAAUGACCACUGCAACGGGCUUGGGGGGCUGCACGGCGGGGCGGCCUGUAUUCUGGCGGAGCACGCCGCGGGUGAUGAUAAGCCCCUGGCGGCGAUGCACGUGUCGCUGAUGCGCGGGUUGAGAGCUGGCGCCGUCGCUCGAGUUUCUCAAGAAGCGGGACGCGUUUCGAUCGUGGACGGCGCGACCGGCGCGGCCUGCUACGAGGCGACGGUCUCGCCGGCGAGCUGACGUCGCGUCGAUGGCGUGAACUCGGC